Molecule: messenger RNA, 2642 nt
Organism: Pomacea canaliculata
Lineage: Eukaryota; Metazoa; Mollusca; Gastropoda; Architaenioglossa; Ampullariidae
Product: fibrous sheath-interacting protein 1-like
Exons: 14
Coding region: 171-2210 (679 amino acids)
Source: RefSeq, a predicted model, not a curated record
CAGGAAGUGAAAUGCUCAAACCUAAACAUUUUAACUGCUAGAAAACAUUGUUUUCGUUUUCUUUACAUUAUAAUCAGAACUAAUUUAUUUCAUACCAGUGUAUUAAAUCAGCUCUUUGUAGUAAAAGAGCGUUCGAACAAAUCACCACAGGAUUUAUCAAAGGAGGAAAAAUGAUGUGUGAAUCUGUGGCUGAUUCAGUGACGAGUAUUUCAGAGGAGGAGCAGGAAUUUGAGAUGAGCUUGGAUGACUUGAACUACUCCGAUAAAGAUGGUGAUGAAGAAGAUGAAUUUGAUGAGUCUGAAGAUGAUUUUGAGAGUGAUGUUACACUGGAAGAGGACGAGGAUGGAGGACUUGACCUCGCAAAACAUAGUAGGGUUAAUGAUUUGAGUAUGCCUCAAGUCAUGUUGUCUGGAAAAUGUGCUGAUGAUACUGCAGAACACUCUUCUAAUGCACUUGUGCCUGUUUCUGAAGCUGAUGACCCUUACAGUGUGGACAGUGAUGAGGAAAAAGAGCUGCUGAAGGACAUAAAAGAUGAGAUCAAAACAAUGGUCAGAGCUGAGAUGAAGGAGGAGCUGGCUGCCUAUGAGCACAAAACCAGAGCAAUUGAGGUCGGGUGUUUGCCUUUACCAGCAGGGAAUGAGAUAGACAAGUAUCCAGACCUUGCUGACAUGGAACCAGAGCUUCGUGAUGCUUUCAUCAAAAUGCGAAAACUUGACAGGAUUCUUGAGAAGCGUAUGAAACAAGAGCAAAAGGUCAAGCGUGAGAGGAUUAUUCUUGAGCAACGCAUCCGUUGUGAACUUGUAGAGCUUCAGUCCAAGGGCCCUAUUCAAAAAGACAUUAAAGCCAACACUGACAAGUUUAUCACCCUUGCAUUGCCUGCCAGCCAUAACGAAGGUGUUGAUACAAAUCUGCCACCUGUGACACCAGUUUUCCAGACACAGGUUAAGGAAGAUGAGUUGAAAGCUAGGCUAAGUAACACUGGCCAGUCAUCAACCAACAAUAGUGAGAAAUCAUCAGCUGCCUCAAAUGACACUAACACUGCAGACAGUCGGCAGGAAAAUGGGUCUACAAAGAAAUAUACAAAGAAGAGGAAGAACUUCAUCAAGAGGAACAAAGAGCUUGCAGCUAAUGCUAAAGAUACUGUGGCCAUGACUGAUGAUGAGAAGAAGCGACUUAAGGAGCUGCUGACAGACAUUGAGUCUUUGCCUGACAUACCUGAAGAGGGCCUUGACACCCAGAUAAAAGUCGAUGAGAAUCAUUUUCAAAUGAUGCUUCAACCUGGAGAGGGAUUUGUGCCAACAGACAAUGAGCUUCAAACACUGACCACCAUUGACCAGCGUCUGCAGUGUUUACUUCCUGAAGAAGAGUUCCGCUCUAUCUCUAACAGUGUGCUCAGUACAGUGCCACAACAACGCCUUUUCGUUCGAGUUGAUGCACAGAUGAAUGCUGAUUUUGAGUUGUAUGGAGAGCGUGUCCUUGUGGAGACUAAAGAAGAACGUGAGCUACAAGCUAAGCUCAAAAGGAUAGAAGAACAAUUGGCAGCAUUCCAUUUGCCAGAAGAAAUACAGAUGGAGAGUCCUGCCCUGACAGAUGAACAGCUGGACAGUCUGUUGGACCAGUGUGCCAGGUCACUUUCCAGCACAUUUCCCCCAGAUACACCUGACAGCAUGAACUCUGAAAGGUCCUUGGAAUCAGCACGUGCCCGUCUUCUUGAGAACCCUCCACACCUAAGCGAUGAUGUCCUGCAGAAGCUCUUGUCAGAGGCUCACUUCCCCUUAUCCACUCAUCUUCUAGAUUUGCAAGAUGAUGACAGCAAAAGUGCACAGAAUGGAGAAGGGCAGAUAAUCAAAGCUGAUACAUGGAAGGCCAUUGCAGAGCAGACACUAGAGGUAACUGAUGCAGGUGGUGAUGAAGGCAGGUGGAGCCCCCGGAAGCCUUUAAAAAAUGUUGGUUUUUCUGCUCACCAGUCAUACUCGGAGACCAGCAUGCACUCCACAAGUCCUCGCCAAACUAGUGUUCUCCACAGCUAUUCACAACAGUUAAUUGGCCGGGAAAGUCCCUUCAGUCUGCCAGAUAUAAGUGUCAGCAGAUUUCUGGUCAACACACCCCAAGGCCAACCCCUCAUGAGUGCCAACAACGAUCCAAUGACUUACCGCAAUAGUCGUACCAGUUCUCAAGCCAAACAGCUCACUAGAAAUGGUGUACAAUGAUUUGUCAGCCAGUCCUCUGCUUAGCAGUAGCUUCUCCAGACUUUCAGGCUCCAAUUGUGAACAGUCACUCUCGAUGGCUCCUUUGGUGUUGCACAAUCUUGGUGACCAGAUUGACACAAGUCCUGUGCCGCAUCCUCCUUUAUUCUUCGACAGACAUGACCCGAGGACAACAACUUCCAGGUCCAGACCCGGAUCAUCAGGAAGAGAUUCAAGCACAUAAUUGUGGCAAAUAACAGAGCUGGUGGUGGUGGGAGGCAGGGUGAAGAUAAGUCACAUUCUACACCAGUGUCUGCCCUUGCAUAGAUGAAACCAAUUUUGUGUACAAGUUUGUGACUGUGCAAGUACAAAUUCAGCUGUGACAGUGAUAAUAAAACAAUAUUGCCAUCUCGUAAGAUAUUUUUUGCUUUUAGACAAUAUUAGCGCUCAUAUAUG